Drosophila albomicans is the source of this 792-nucleotide messenger RNA. Its product is annotated as mitochondrial import receptor subunit TOM20 homolog B-like. The transcript has a single exon. Gene Ontology annotation, molecular function: transmembrane protein transporter activity. Gene Ontology annotation, biological process: protein targeting; protein import into mitochondrial matrix; tRNA import into mitochondrion. NCBI's taxonomy places the organism in Eukaryota, Metazoa, Arthropoda, Insecta, Diptera, Drosophilidae. The record is from RefSeq and is a predicted model, not a curated record. Gene Ontology annotation, cellular component: mitochondrial outer membrane translocase complex; mitochondrial outer membrane. The coding region runs from base 117 to 602 and encodes 161 amino acids.
UACAGUUGGCAUUUGUUCAGUUCGUUUGAUGCAUAAAAUCACAACAGUCAAAAGGAGAACAAAAUUAAAUAAAAGUUGUAACGAAACACAAAAAUUUACUGUAAGCGAAGCAGAAGAUGUCGAGUAGAACAUUGCUGGGAAUAACCAUGGGCACAGCCGGUGCAAUACUUUUAGGAUAUUGCAUCUAUCUUGAUCAGAAGCGACGAGCUGAUCCCGAGUACAAACGCAAAUUACACGAUCGACGACAACACACUGAAAAGGCCCAAGACAUGAAAGAUGAUCACAAUGACAAUCAAUUGACCGAGUGCCCAAUGGAAGAGCCUCUCGGUGAGGUGAGCGAUCAUUUGGCACUGGAGCAUUGCUUUGAGAGUGAGAUGAAGAUGGGCGAACAGUUGAUUUGUCAGGGCAACAUUGCGGAUGGUGUCACGCAUUUUGCCAACGCGAUUAUGAUGUGCGCUCAUCCAUUGCCAGUGCUUCAAACAAUCCAAGAAUCUCUGCCGGAUUUCGUAUUUAUGCCAUUGCUAAUGAAACUCACCGAACUGCAGAGCAACAGCAGCUCGACCAAGGACAAUUCAACCACCAGCAUACAGGAGUAUGCUUGAUUAACUUUUUCCAAAUCCAAAACCGAUAACUCAAAGCCCUGCUAUGUCCAUCCAUCCCACACGUAACUGUGCCCAGAGAAAUUGAAAUUUAUGUUGCCAUUUCGGAAACUCUCCAGGAUAUAUAAUCAGAUUACUAUUACUUUUCGAACUUUCUAAUUUAUAAUUGCAUACCAAUAAAUUCUUAUAUUCA